CUCCUCCAAAGCCAUUUUGGUAUAAAAAUAUAUUUAUCAUUGUAGGUCAGCACGAGAUGAGUAUCAUUCCACAAAGCUGAGCUCAUUACAGUAACCACACCAGUCCUAUCACACUCACUCUCUCAUUCACUCAUCGUCAACCGCUUCGUCAACCGAUGCCCAAAAGAACACUUGGAGAUGCCAAAAGGACACUUGGAUAUCCCCAAAAUAAUACUUGGAGAUGCCAAAAGGACACUUGGAAAUACUAAAAAGGACACUUGGAGAUGCCCAUAAGGACACUUGGAGAUGCCCAAAAGGACACUUGGAGAUGCCAAAGGGACUAUUGGAGAUGCCCAAAGGGACACAUGGAGACAAACAAAAGAACAUUUGGAGAUGUCAAAAGGACACACAGAGAUGCACAAAAGGACACUUGGAGAUGCCAAAAGGACACUUGGAUAUCCCCAAAAGAACACUUGGAGAUGCCCAAAAGGACACAUGGAGAUUCCCAAAAGUGCACUUGGGAAUGCCAAAAGAACACUCAGAGAUACUCAAAGGGGCACUUGGAGACCAUCCAAAAGGACACUUGGAACACUUAGAGACCCCCAAAAUGACAACUGGAAAUGACAACGGAAAAGACAUUAAAUGAUACUUGGAUAUACCCAAAAGGACACUUGGAGAUGCACAAAGGGUCACUUGGAUCUCUCCAAUGGGACAAGUGGAGAUGUCCAAAAGGACACUUGGAGAUCUCAAAGGGACACUUGGAGACAUCCAAAUGGACAGUUGGAGACAUCCAAACGACAAAUUGACAACUGGAGGUGUCCAAAAUGACAAAAGGAAAUGUCCUAAAAGACACUAGCGACAUUGGAGCACGUGGGGAUACCCAAAAGGAACCCUAGAGAUACCCAAAGGGACACUUUGAGACCCCCAAACUAAAAACUGGAGAUGGUACACCUACUGCUACAUCUCACGGCAACUAGAACAUUAAUGUCUUACUCCAUGAAAUUUAAUUCCAUUUAUAAAAAUGGGCGCUUUCAUGGCCGGAUUCAGAAAGAAGUAUUGUUUUUGUUUUUUUAGUUUAAAGUAAAAGCUAAAGGUGUGCAUGUGAGGUCAUAACAUACUUUACAGGGUUAGUUAAUUGAUAGUCUAAUACUGUGUGUGUGUGAUGGUGUAUUGUGAUUUGGUUCAACUGGUCCUUGCUCAUCACUGAAGGUUCAGAUCCAGGCCUAGAAGUCGCUCCUCGCCACAGGGUGGUGGUAUACAACCGACCUACCCUCAAACUUCACUGAGACUGAAUGAAGAUGGUGGCAGUUAGUGAGGAAAAAGUAAAAAUUCCAUUUGGAGCUAAGGUUCUAGAUGGUAUUCUGACAAUUCCUGAGGUAAACAGCGUGAAGACAGGAGUUGUUCUCACACAUGGAGCUGGAGGGGACAUGAAUCUGAAGGCCCUGCAGUCUCUGGCCAGCUGCACGGCCACCUCCGGGAUCCUGUGUCUCCGGUUCACCUGUAAAGGUCUGAACCUCACCUACAGGGUCCGGGCAUUCCAGGCAGCGGUAGAUUAUCUGAAAACUCUGGAGAGAUUCUCGCUGAGUCAUGUGUUCCUGGCGGGUCGUUCCAUGGGUGCACGAGCUGCCGUGGCUUUGGGAAGACAGCUGAGUGCCGUGGACGAGGAUGCUGUGCAAGGCCUGGUGUGUGUCUCCUUCCCUCUGCAUCCUCCUGGACAAACUCAUACACAGGUUAAGAGAAGUGAAGACCUCAGAGCGUUGUGUCACGUCCCGGUGCUAUUCGUAUCUGGAACUGCUGACAAUAUGUGUGAGCAGAAACUUCUGGAAAAUGUUUUGAAGCAGAUGAAGAGCCCCAGCUCUGUGCACUGGGUGGAGGAGGCCAAUCACGGCCUGGCAGUAAAGGGAAGGAACGAGGAGUCUGUGCUGGAGGAGGUCAACUCCCAGAUCAUCACAUGGAUACAGAAGCAUGUCUGAAGAUGCUUUGUUAUCAGGACUACUUGUUGGGUGUUUUGAUACUCUUUAUAUUAUACAUCAUAACUUUAUACAUGUAUAUAUGGCAAAAGAUGAUUUGUCCAGUUUUUGUAAAUAAAGCAUUGUAUCUGAGAUGGGUCAGCCAUUGUUUGCUUUGUUCAGUUCAUGUUUGGCACUACAAUAACAUUGCUUCAGAGUGGACUACAGGACUGGACCUAGCAAACUCUCAUCUUCAGCAGAAAAAGGAUCCACACUUGACCCUUUUGGAAGGUUAAUGACGUCUAGAUCUGCUUCGAGUGGAGCAAAUGUUUAACUCUGUCUUUGAUUCCAACUUGUUUAAGACAAGCUGUGUGUGUGCAUUUACACAUCUGUGUCAGCAACAGGUGCAGUAGUUUAAUGUAUUUAUUAGGAGGGAUAUCCACAAACAUUUGGACAUUCAGUGUAUAUUAGGAAACACUACAUUUUGUUCAAUUUCUUUAAAAAAUAUGGUUACAAAUGAA
Messenger RNA from Astyanax mexicanus (Mexican tetra), 2449 nucleotides. RefSeq names its product testis expressed 30 (gene tex30). NCBI's taxonomy places the organism in Eukaryota, Metazoa, Chordata, Actinopteri, Characiformes, Acestrorhamphidae. The coding region runs from base 1272 to 1952 and encodes 226 amino acids. The record is from RefSeq and is a predicted model, not a curated record. The transcript has 5 exons.